UGGUCAGCGAUUCUUUAGAUAAUUUUUUUAUUGUUCAAAAAUAACCUCACAGAAUUGGGGUUUUGACACAUUCUGUCCCAUUUGUUUUCGUCUCAUCGAACUCUGCUGCUAGCAGUCGAGCAUCCUUCACGAACGGCGAGCAGCAGCCAUCACUUUAAGCAGUUUUUCUUCGGCUUCUUCCUCGCUACAGGUAUCUACAAUAGAGAGAAACAAAAGUAGACAUUGGGAUGGCAUCUGCAUCAGUGCCACUAUGCAUUUCCAAUCUAUCAUACAGUUCAAGAAGAUGCAACCCAACGUUCUCCAAACCAAGCUCAGUAGUAAAUGAUAAACCCCUUGGUCUGUCUAUUAUCUUUAGAGUUAGCAAAAGCCAUCAGAAUUGUGAGACAAAGAAGUUGUCUCAUAGGUUUGUUGUUUUAGCUAUCACCAAAGAUUCAGCAAAAUCUAAUGACUCAGAAGAGACAAUUCCCUCCUGGGCUAAACCAGACUCAGAUGUACCACCCCCUUGGGCCCAGGAUGAAGGAAAAGAGAUCGCUUCUCAACAAUCCUUUGAGAUCCCCUUCUAUGUUUAUUUGCUUGCCUCGACUAUAACUGCAAUAGCUGCGAUUGGUUCUGUUUUUGAGUAUGUGAACCAGAAGCCUGUUUUUGGGUUGCUGAAUUCAGAUAGCGUGUUUUAUGCACCCUUGCUUGGGUUCUUUGCCUUUACUGGUGUUCCAACUUCUGGCAAGAAAAGUAAACCAAUUUGGUAAAUCUAUGCAUUGGCAUUCUUGUGGUUCAAAGCUGUUCAAGCUGCUAACAAGGCCGCCGAGGAACAAGACCGUAGAGAUGGUUAUCUCUAGAACAUGGUUGCAUAUUGCUGCAUGAGCUGCUGUAUUCAACCAAUUGUAAUUAGUAUGUAUAUGCCCUUUGAAAAGAGGUUGUAUAACCAUUUUUUCCAUUGUAUUUGGUGCCACUCUAGGUAAUGUAGCAUUAAGCCAGGAAAAAUAACUCUCUCUUUCUCUCUC
Messenger RNA from Nelumbo nucifera (sacred lotus), 1001 nucleotides. RefSeq lists its product as uncharacterized. Lineage: Eukaryota; Viridiplantae; Streptophyta; Magnoliopsida; Proteales; Nelumbonaceae. The record is from RefSeq and is a predicted model, not a curated record.